CAAACUACAUUUUGUGUCUGUAAGGAAUAUCAGAAUUUUGGUAAUCUCUUGAACAUGACGUGUAGAAUUGAAAAAGUAACAACUAUGAGCCUUUAAUUUCCCCUGUCGUACAGUGGGAGAGGACACUGAGAUAGAAGGUAUGACCUUACCAGCUCUACACGUUGUGCCAAACUGUACUGCCUUUAUAACAGACUUUUACACAGGUACACUGUGUGGGGAAAACACAAGUGGUAGUACUUGUUUAACUGUACAUUAUCUUGCAGGUGGGAACCAGCGUGAACUUGCUCGCCAAAAGAACCUGAAGAAAACUCAGGAGAACCACAAAGGCAAAAGGAAAGAAGACAGCUUGUCUGCUUCUCAGAGGAAACAGAGGGACUCUGAAAUCAUGCAGCAAAAGCAAAAAGCAGCUAAUGAAAGGAAGUCUCUGCAGGCAGGAGCAAAAUGAGCCGCCGCUAUGGAGAAGAUAGAGUGCACUGAUGAAGCACCUAGAAGGAUCUAGAAGAUCAUUCAUAAAAGUGUCCGGCCAUUAAAUGAUUAAAUGUUUAUUGUGCAGAGUUGUUCAACUAUCAUUAGAGUAUUUUCUGGUUACUAUAGGCCUAGUUGUCUACAGUGCUCUUUAAAAACUGACUACACUCUUCUGCAUGUCUAUGAAUAAAAGUACCAAGCAAUAGCUUUAUUCUAGCUUUUGCUGCAUUUGUUAGUUUUACUUAAUGGUUCCAGUAGCAGUUUCUGAAUCUACAGUUAGACCAGAUUUGGUUGCCUGAAUUCUUGAAAGUACAGCUUCAUUCAGAAUGGAACACACUUGUAAAAUGUGCUUAACCUUGCAGAGGUCUGAACUGUAAAUCUCAAGAUAUUUUUACAAUAAAAAGUUGCAUGAAAUACUGUCUAAUCUGAAA
Messenger RNA from Motacilla alba alba, 896 nucleotides. Its product is annotated as small EDRK-rich factor 1-like. The coding region runs from base 140 to 445 and encodes 101 amino acids. The record is from RefSeq and is a predicted model, not a curated record. The transcript is spliced from 2 exons. Lineage: Eukaryota; Metazoa; Chordata; Aves; Passeriformes; Motacillidae.